Coffea eugenioides is the source of this 1796-nucleotide messenger RNA. Its product is annotated as RNA polymerase II-associated protein 3. The transcript has 12 exons. The record is from RefSeq and is a predicted model, not a curated record. Gene Ontology annotation, molecular function: protein binding. Lineage: Eukaryota; Viridiplantae; Streptophyta; Magnoliopsida; Gentianales; Rubiaceae. The coding region runs from base 58 to 1521 and encodes 487 amino acids.
UCUGAACUGCUUCCGCUCUCUCUUCUUCUCCGACUGCCGUGCCCUCUAUUCCCAGCAAUGUCUAGGGUUCCCUCCAAGCAUUCUCGCGAUCAAGCUCAGGACUUUGAGGGGCUUCUGAAUAAUUUACAGGAUUGGGAAUUAUCAUUCAAGGAUAAAGACAAGAAACUUAAGUCACAAUCCCGAGGCAAGGAGAAGGCAGAUCUCCUUGCUCAAAGACAUAAUCAUAAUGUAGCAAAUGCUAAUCAGCUGUCUAGUAGCUCAAGAGUUGGUGAGAGACAUGCAGUUGAAAAAAAUGCCAAUGAGCAUAUUGGUGAUGCUGCUAAAAAAUAUGAUUAUUUGAGAAACUAUGAUGCAAUAAGGCAGUUAUCAAGUGGUUUCAUGACAGAAGAGAGUUCAGUUGAUGCAAACUCGGAGAAAGAGUUGGGCAAUGAAUAUUUUAAACAUAAGAAGUUUAAUGAAGCAAUUGACUGUUACUCUAGAAGCAUUGCAUUGUUGCCUACUGCAGUUGCUUAUGCUAAUAGGGCUAUGGCUUAUAUCAAAAUCAAAAGAUUCGAGGAGGCUGAGAGUGACUGUACUGAGGCCUUAAAUCUAGAUGAUCGCUACAUUAAGGCCUAUUCUCGUCGUUCAACAGCCAGAAAAGAGCUUGGCAAACUAAAAGAAGCCUAUGAUGAUGCUGAAUUUGCCUUGAGGUUAGAGCCACAAAACCAGGAGAUCAAGAAGCAAUAUGCAGAAGCCAAAUCUUUGCUAGAUAAGGAAAUUCUUAAGAAGGUAUCUAGAGCAUCAACAAGCUCUGUGCAAGGGUUGCAAAAAGCUGGAAAGCCAAAGGUUGAGACAAACAAAGCUGUAAAUGGGGUCAAACCUGUCUCCAGUGAUUUUAAUAGUGGAAUGGUGGCUGAAGUUCAGGAUGAUCAUACAAAGGGUAAUAAUGGAGAAAUUCCUUUAAAGACAGCUAUGCGACUUGAUGGUACUAGUAUGAAGACUAAGGAUCAAAAUGGAAAUGCUUCUCAUGAACCAGCUCUUCAGAACACUGCUUUGGAGACAACGAAGAGAAGCAGCACCAAUGGCAAGCAUGAGUUGAAGACAUCAGUUCAAGAGCUUGCCGCACGAGCUGCUACUCUUGCUAAGGCUGAGGCUGCUAAAAUCAUUGCACCUCCAAAUUCAGCUUACCAGUUUGAGGUUUCUUGGCGGGGGCUUUCUGGUGACCGUAGCUUACAGGCUCAAUUAUUGAAGGCAACUCCUCCAACUUCAUUGCCACAGAUAUUUAAGAAUGCCUUGUCUGCUUCAUUACUCAUGGAUAUUCUUGGGUGUAUUGCUACCUUUUUCGUAGAAGAUGUGGAUUUAGCUGUCAAAUUCUUAGAAAAUCUAACCAAAAUCCCAAGAUUCGACAUGAUUGUCAUGUGUCUUUCCUCUGCUGAUAAGGCUGACCUUUUCAGGAUGUGGAAUGAAGUAUUCAGCCAGACAACUCCAGAAUAUGCUGAGAUCCUCAGCCGUUUGCGCUCAAGAUACAGACUCCAGAACUGAUGGAUUUAAAGCUUUUUAGGUUGAUGCUCUAAACCAUGAAGGAUCAGUUUAGUCAUUUUGUUACUACUCUAUGUAAAAAGUAAGGCGAAUGUAUAAAAUAUUAUGUACAUAAUAAUUACUGGGAAUCAUUCUAAUUGUACUUCUGACAACUGUACUUAAAAAUGAAAUGGUCUAGCAGGUCGAAGGUGAUCAAGUUUUCAGUAUGAAUCUUGUUGGGUAACUGGUAGGCUAUCCGAGGUUUUGACCUAAUAAUCUUAAAUUCUCAUCUUCUAAUA